Drosophila santomea is the source of this 8388-nucleotide messenger RNA. It is a transcript of the gene Hipk, whose product is annotated as homeodomain-interacting protein kinase 2. Gene Ontology annotation, molecular function: ATP binding; protein tyrosine kinase activity; protein serine/threonine kinase activity. Gene Ontology annotation, biological process: peptidyl-threonine phosphorylation; peptidyl-serine phosphorylation. Bases 563 to 4615 code for a protein of 1350 amino acids. Lineage: Eukaryota; Metazoa; Arthropoda; Insecta; Diptera; Drosophilidae. The transcript has 11 exons. The record is from RefSeq and is a predicted model, not a curated record. Gene Ontology annotation, cellular component: cytoplasm; nucleus.
UUUUCAUUUAGUUCCAUUUCAAAAUUCGACGAAAAAAGUCGUGGAAAAUAUUUAGCGGACGGAAUUUUUCGUCGGGCUCGCGAGAAAAAAGAGACAGAAAAUAAGAGAGUGUUGCGUGUGCGUGAGUGAGAUAACGCGAAAAGUUUGAGAGGAUCGGAAUCAUGGCGAGUGUUUUUUUAUAAUCAAAUUUCGUCAGCACUUUCCACGUAUAAUCGUAAAUGAAGCUAAAAAAAUUCUCUUUUAAUUUGGCAUAAAUUGUAUUUGUAUCUUGAAAAAAGUAUAUUCUUGUAAAUACAUCCUCUUCGUAAAUUAUUUUACUCAAAAAGUCUUAAAAUAUUGAAUUCACUUGGAAAUUUCAAUUUCAAACGGGGUCACUCGAAAUUCGCCAGUGAUUCGCCACGUUAUGUACAAACAUAGUUUGUAAGCGCAGUCGGAAAAAUAGGAAAAUAGGCGAACGGAACCCAAAACCCAAAACGCGAAAACCCGAAAACCAAAACCCCAAUGCAAGCCAACUGAGUGCGAGGGAGACAGCCGACCACGUCGAGCGGGAUAGCAUGCGCCAAUGAAAACGUCCCACCAUCCAAAAGCGUCCGAUUUCGUUGACUACGCCGUUGCCGGGGGCGGGGGAUCCGGAUUCUGUCCGGGAUUAGGAGCGGGUCUAUCACUCAGGGCGACGUCCUUCUACGGCGAUCAAACGGUAACGGCAGCUGCGGACGGGACGCGUCACCAGGAACAACAACAACAACAACAACAGCAACACACUCAAAGGCAACCUGCAACAUCCGCAUCAACCGCAUCAGCAGCUGCAGCAGCAACCAGCAAGCGAAAACGUCAAACAGAUUGUGAUUGCGGCUGCGUAGACUCAUAUAACUCCAGCCACGGCCCGCCAGCGCAGCAGGACUCUUCAGCAGCAGCGGGAGCAGGAUCUGGAGGAUCUAAAGCGGGAUUGGGAUCGGGAGGAGCAGGAGCAGGACCAGACGGAAUCGGGCGGAUCAGCAGCCUCAAAACGGCGCACACAAAGGUCGCCACCUCGGGGGGUCAUGCCAACACGCAGCCCCCCAGCAAAAGGUCGAGCAGCGGAGCGGAUGGCGACUACCAGCUGGUGCAGCACGAGGUGCUCUAUUCCCUGUCGGCGGAGUAUGAGGUACUGGAGUUCUUGGGCCGCGGCACCUUUGGCCAGGUGGUCAAGUGCUGGAAGCGCGGCACCUCCGAGAUCGUGGCCAUCAAGAUCUUGAAGAACCAUCCUUCGUAUGCGCGGCAGGGCCAGAUCGAGGUCUCGAUCCUUUCGCGCCUCAGCCAGGAGAAUGCCGACGAGUUCAACUUUGUGCGGGCCUUUGAGUGCUUCCAGCACAAGAACCACACCUGCCUGGUAUUCGAGAUGCUGGAGCAGAACCUGUACGAUUUCCUCAAGCAGAACAAGUUCUCGCCGCUGCCCCUCAAGUACAUAAGGCCCAUUCUGGAGCAGGUAUUGACUGCCCUGUUGAAGCUGAAACAACUGGGUCUGAUCCAUGCCGACCUGAAGCCCGAGAACAUCAUGCUGGUGGACCCAGUGCGUCAGCCCUACCGCGUCAAGGUGAUCGACUUUGGUAGCGCCUCUCACGUGAGCAAAACGGUCUGCAACACCUACCUGCAGUCGCGGUACUAUCGUGCACCCGAGAUCAUCCUGGGUCUGCCCUUCUGUGAGGCCAUCGAUAUGUGGUCACUGGGCUGCGUGGUGGCAGAGCUCUUCCUCGGCUGGCCGCUCUAUCCGGGCAGCUCGGAGUUCGACCAGAUCCGCUACAUCUCACAGACACAAGGCCUGCCCACAGAGCACAUGCUGAACAGCGCCUCGAAGACCUCGAAGUUCUUCUACCGCGACGUGGACUCGACGUAUCCCUUUUGGCGGCUGAAGACCACCGAGGAGCAUGAGGCGGAGACAAACACGAAGAGCAAGGAGGCGCGCAAGUACAUCUUCAACUGUCUGGAUGACAUUGGGCAGGUGAAUGUGCCCACUGACUUGGAGGGAGGUCAGUUGCUGGCAGAGAAGACGGACAGGCGGGAGUUCAUCGAUCUGCUGAAGCGCAUGCUGACCAUUGAUCAGGAGCGGCGACUCACGCCCGCAGAAGCGCUGAACCACUCGUUUACGCGGUUGACCCAUCUGGUUGACUAUGUCUACUGCAACAAUGUCAAGGCAUCCGUGCAGAUGAUGGAGGUGUGCCGCCGAGGCGAUUUCCACACGGUGCAGCCCGCGUCGACUCUGGUGACCAACUUCGUUCCCUCGAGCACGGAGAACAUGACGUUCACGAUCAACAACCAGUUGACCAGUCAGGUGCAGCGCCUAGUGCGCGAUGGUCGUCCUCUGGCCUACGAGGGACUAUACCAGAUCUACAACGGUCGCAGUGUGGCCCGACAGUAUCCGCAGACCCGGACGGAUAGCUUCCAGCACCAGCUGGUCUCGAACAUCCUGUGCCCGCCCUCGUACCAGACGAUGCCCAGUCCCACCAAGCAUGUGGUGGUGGGCAGUGCCACCAUGCAGCCACCGUUGCAGGUGCCGCCGCAGCAGUACGUCAAUGUGCCCGUACCGGUUUCCAUGGUGGAGCCAACUUCUGGUCAAAGAAUGCUCCUCACGAAUCGUGUGCAGGCCAGCGGAGUAGCCUGGCCACAGACUGGAAGGCAGAUGGCCUUGGUGCCGUCGUGGCCGCAGCAGGCGCCCGCCCACUCGCUCAUCGUGGACUCGACGCCUCUCUUCAAUGUGGAGGAGAUCUAUCCCAAGCACCACCUCAACUUGCCACGCAACGAUCUCAAGAAGGAGUCGCCGGCUCAUCAUAUCGCCAAGGGCAACUCUUAUCGCGUGCCGCGCCACGAGAAGAAGGAGCACCAGCAGCUGUCGCCGGUGAAGAAGCGGGUGAAGGAAAGCUCGCCGCCCCACCAGCAGCGGUACCAGCGCGCAGCCCACGUGUCGCCGCAGUACCACACGCACCACAACUGCAACUACGGGAAUGGCAGUGGCUACAGCGCCAGUGCCGGAUCGGUGGUGGCCUCCUCGGCUACCUCCGCUAGCAACAUUGUGAAUGGUAGCUCGUCGAGUUCGCACCAUCACCACGUGCCCGUCGCCCAUGCCCAGCCCUACAGCAACUCCUCAGGUCACCACAUUGUGAGCAACUGCAACGCCAACGGAGGAGCCGGAGGAGCAGUGGUGUACCAACAGCCACCGGCACAUGCCCAUCAGCAGCAUGGCCAGCAGCCGCAUCCGCAGAGUUCGCAGCAUCCGCAGCACGUGAAGCAGCCGACGAUAACCAUUCACGACACGCCCUCGCCCACGGCUGUGAUAACAAUCUCCGACAGCGAGGACGAGGGCGGAGAGGCUGGAGGAGCCCAGGUGCCGGUGCUGAAGCAACGGGCGCAUGCCCAGUCGCAGACCAGCAGCAGUCUGCUGCAGCACGCGCCAAGCUCCUCCUGUAGCAGGAGCAGCGCCCACCAGCAGCCGCAUCCACAUCCCCAGCAGCAACAGCAACAGCAGCAGCAGCAGCAGAUAAACUAUGGUGAUCAUGAUCCGGAAGAUGCCCGUCGUCGUCAUCAUGCCGCCGCCGCAGCCGCCGUGGGAAGUCCCAAGCAUCACCAUCAUCAUCAGCAACAGCAGCAGCAGCAACAACCUGCUCCUCCUCCACAGCAGCAGCAACAGCAGCAGUACCAACCGCAGCCACCGCCGCAGCAGGUGUUGCCCCAGCCACAGCCCAGCAUCAAGUAUGAGCCCGGCCAGUCGCAAAAGAAACGCAUCUUGGCCAUGGCCCAAAGCGAGUGUGGCUACCAGCCGCAGGCACCCAGCCAGCCCUCAUCUUCGGCCAGUUUGCCGCACAUUCCCACCAAGCAGGAGCCAGCCGAGUUCUAUCCGGAGUAUGCAGCUGCUCCGCCGCAACAGUUGGACACGAAGCGCUCCUCCUGGGCUCCUAAUUCUUCGGGCUCAGGGGUGUCCGCUCUGCCGCUCGCUCAUCCAAAGCGCGAGGCACCCUCUGUAGCGCCCAUCAGCUAUGUGGCCCCGACUGUGGCUCCACCAUUGGCCCACUCCAAGAGCAGCUCCACAUCGUCGUCUUCGUCGAUAAGCGCUGCGACUGCCGCAGCAGCUGCUGCAGCUGCAGCGGCGGCGGCCAGCGUCGGUCCUCCAUCGUGGGGUCCGCCACAGGUCUAUCGUCAGCCAUCACAGCCGCCGCCGGGCAGCGUGGGACUGCCAGGAAGCACACAGCCACCGCCGUCGAGUGUGGCCCCGCAUCCGCAUCAUCACAGUCAUGGACAUCAUCAUCACCAGGCCGGAACUCCGCUGGGCGGGUCGCCAUCAUCGACGGCGGCGGCCGCUCUGUUGCAGCCGGAUAUUUAUGCGCAGGGCGACAUUUACCGCCGGCCCACAGUUUUCGUUUCACAGGCGGCACCUAGCUAUGCCUACGCCAACCGUGCGGUGGUGGCCCCACCUCCGGCCCACAACAGCUCCAGUCGUCAGGUGAUACCAUCACACCCGCUGCCAGCUCACAUUCAGAUACCCACCCAGUACAGCCAGUUUGGACCGCUCAGUCCUGCCCAGGUAGCCGCCAGCAAACACGCGGCGCACUUCGCGCCCACCAACAUAUGGUAUGGGGCUGAGUAGACCGACGAUGGGAGUUGACGGGGAGAGGGGCGAUGAGGAGAGACGCGGGACGAGGAUGUGCACCCACCCAGAACCAUGAACUAAGAACCACCCAACCACACACCGCACAACACCACCAUCACCACUGUUGUUAUGAUCUUGAGCUAGAGCCCGAUCGAAUGAUUCAACGCUCGAAUCUUUUGUGGCCUCGGGCGAGGCAGGUGAUCAGCCGGAGCAAAGCCAAGAGCUGCAGCAACAGCAACAGCAGCUGCAGCUAACUCAGUGCUGGUGGUUCAUGCUGCUCAUGCAGCAGACUAUCAUCCACAACAACUCCAUGCUGCAGGCGGGCAGCGACGACGCCGUAGCAACGGCAGCAUCAGCAUCAGCAUUAGCAACAUCAUCAGACACAACUGCAACACGUAAAGCACGCCGCCAACGUUAAGCCAUGUCCAAGUCCCCGAACCUCGUUGCCAGUUCUCAGCUAGUUUUUUUCGAGGUCCCGUGGGAUCUCACUUCUGCUACUAUUAAUUUUUAUUAUUUUUUUAAAUAAUAUUAAAUAUAUAAAUGUAAAGCACUCCUACACGCAGCUGGGUGUACAGUGCUCAGGUAAACUUUUGGCUAGUUGUAUAUCAGCACAACGCCACACCCACACACACACUACAGCUAUAGCUUCUAUACCCUCGAAAUAUGCGAAUUAGGUGCAUAUCGAGCGAUGUUUUUCUUCACGAAACGAAAGCGUUUUAUUAAUGUGUGUUGUGUGUUUUAUUGAUAACUUCCACAUAAUAUUCUCUAUUAUCCACUUAUAUAUUAUAUACAUGCAUAUGUAACACUAUUAUUAUGAAUACUAUAUAUCAAGAGAAUGCUAAACAAAACUAGAGUUUACGGCACGUCGACAACUGCAACAUUAGGCCAGAGAGCCAGUAAGAGAAAGCUUCGAAAUUCCCUAGCAAGUACCUCAGAAAAUCAAAAACCUAGCAGCAGCAGCAACAACAGCAACCAGAUAAGAAAAUAAACAACAUUGUUAUGCAAUUUGCCUUUUACACAAAACAAGCAACAAAACAAAUUGAGACGACGAAAGACGUUGAAGAUUAUGAUCAGGAUUAUGAUUAUGAGUAUGUGUAUCAUUAUGAUAAUGAUGCAGAGGUAGGAAUUAGAGGAGGUUAGUAGAGAACCACAACAAAUUGAAUACCGCAAAAACCUUACUAGCAAACAAACAAACAAACAAGCAAAUAAAAUAGAUACCCUAGGAGAUAUCAACAAAGAACUUAACAAUUACAUAGCUCAUAGAUUUAGUGGAUAGAACGGGAGAAGGUUAAAGGGCGAACGUUUUUUACACACUCGUAACUCACUCAUAGGAAUAGCCGAGAAAAGAAUUACAACUACCAGAUAACGGAUAACAAUUCUAAAUUAUGUUUAACGAGCAACAACAAAUAAUUAUAGGAACAAGUGUACAUAAUACGCAUAUACUUACAUAUAUAUAUCGGUACUAAAGCUAGCCGGAGCCCAACUAAAAGCCGAUUUUGAAACUGAUCAGUUGUUAAAGUCAGGUCAGCGAAGCCAGUUAGUCUGCGGUACGUUUAAUUUUUAGACUUCACAUUUCUUUUUAACCUCUUUGUGUCCCGGAACAAGAUCUGCGUUUUCGUUCUUCUCUUAAAUGGGAAAGCGCAUAAGAAUGUUUACUAAAGUACAAAACCUAACAAAAAUAACAAGCAAUCUAGCAGUUUAGGCUUUUAGAGUUUGUCCCACUACAAAUCCCUUGUUUUAGGCUUUUCCCCAGCGAAGAAGAUGUAAUAUAUAGAAUCCAAUUUUGAUAUGUACAAACCUGGCUUACUUUAACUCGCCCACUAUAGAUCCUUAAUAUAAAAUAUAAACUAAACUAUAAAUCUUGUUAAAUAGGUUUCCUAAAGUAUUUCGUAGUUAGAAUUAAACAUAACUCUUUGCGAUUAAAUAACCGAGCAGCAACUAAUUUCUCGCCCUCCUGGGCUCGAUUACUCGGUUGUCUCAACCGGGAGUUUAGAAAGAUCGGUCCUUCGAGGGUGGCACUUCCUAUAUAAUGAAUUAUACUGAUACAGAGCAGAAAUAUUUAAACCAUCCUUCGCCCCUUCCCAAUUCAGCUGUGUACAGUAGGCUAUUUCGGGAUCGGGUUGAAUUAAAAUUACGAUUGGAAAUGAUCGAUCUAGCAUAUAAUUAUUGUGAUGUAGUUUUUAACGAGCGAGAAGCAAGCAGAGAAGUCCGCAAACGUUUUUUGUCAGUCGUUGUCGGCGAAUAGAAAUUACCUAAAAUUACGAAUAACCAAUUGCGAUACGGAUACGGAUACGGAUACGGAAUAUGCAUCUAUAUGUUAACUAAUUAGUGUGCAGGAUUCAAUAGCGUUAGCACGAAAACAAAUCGUUUUUUUAACCAAGCAAAUACAUUUUUAACAAGCGAGUAAUAACACUUUUUGUAGUAGGCAAGGGAGAUAAAUUGUAGCAUACAUAGACGUAAUUAAGAAACGUUAGUGUUGUGAAUAUAUACGAGUAAAUACGAAAACAUAGAAACCUAGAUUCUAGACGUGGUUCGAGUACAUUUAUAUUAUGGAUAUAUAUUUUGUGUAUAAACAAUAACGGCAACCAGCAGCUAACAAUUGUAAUUGUAAUAAACAAUAAACGAAAACCACAACUCGGCAGUUUAAGAUUCUUGUUUAAAGCCGAGAGAGAGAGAACCUUAUCUAGAUAAUAGACAUAGAUGUAUUCAGCAAGUUCUUUUUUUAUAGAAAUUUUAUGGACCAUUCAACUAAAGCAUGUAGUCAAAUAAGCAUGAAUAUUGUAUAAACAAAACAAAAAACAGCUGUGUGACCGUUUAGAUGUCAGCGGAAAGUUGCGAUCUGUGUCUCCGAUUUGUGUUUCUUGUCCUGUACCCACUCAGUGUGCGAACUUAUAUUAUAGUAUAUUAUAUUAACUUUGUAUAUGCUAAAUAUCUGUAUCUGCGCGGGCAGACGAACUUUUCUUCUCUUUCUACUCAAUAUUUAGGAGCAUCAAUUAGGAGAAAGCAAACCAGAAAAAACAAAAAACAUGAAAACAAGAAAACAAAUCAUGAACGCUUUAAAUGUAACAAAAACGAAACGUUAAUAGACUUAUGAAAACAACAAACAAACAAACAAAUUAAAUUUAUAUUAAACGACAAAUUAAAUUUAUAUUAACAAGCAACAAAUUACAUUUAUAUUUAAAGAAAAUCAACAACAACAAAUUAAACUUAUAUUAAACAAACUCACACUCACACUCAAUAAGCAGGCAGCCGGCAGCUGGAGCCACCCCGGUCGUUAGCAGACUUUUGUGGCCCACUGUCGGAGGACUUGUAUUUAGGAGGAGGAACUCUGGGUGGCUUCCACCAGCAGCGAAGUGAGCGGAGAGAUCCACACAAACACUCUAAUAUACGUAUAUAGUAUAUAUUUAAAUGAGAAAUGUUUUAACUGUGUAGCCUUAGUAUUUGUACUCGUCGUCCUCUCGAUUUCCGACAACAAAAUAUGAUAUACGAUACUGAUACUGAUACUGAUACUGUAGAGCGAGUAAUGCCGAUCGAUGUUUACUAAUUAUACUAUAUUUCAUAUGUACUUGUUUAAUCGUACUGAGUUCGGAUGAGUUGCCCCUACUUUACUAUUUUAACCAUUUAAAUGUACUUUUAAUUUACUUUGUUUCUUUGCUUAUCUUUGUUUAAUAAUGGAACAUAGCCACAACAUAUACCAUAUAUAUAUUGCUUACAUUUACUUAUGUCCUACAAAAUAUAGAGAUCGUAAAUAUACAUAACAGAUAUCGCAA